AUGAAGUAUUCGUGGAGCGCUGGAGCGCUUCUUGCGGCUGCCAGCUCAGUCGCGGUCCACGCAGUGACCUUUGAAGCCGGCAACUAUUAUGCGGAUCAGGUACAGGCUAUCGCUUACUCAAAUUUUGGAACUGCCGGCAGUUACAAGAAAGUCACCACAAUGUCAAAUGGAGUUUGCAACUUUGGUGACCAGCCGUACUCCGGUGGACUAGCUCCCUUCGAUAAAGAGAUUUCGUGGCAUUUUCGAGGACCUCUGAAGUUGAAGCAAUUUGCAUCAUAUUCUCCAGGAUCAGGCUCCUCGAAAAGAUCUCUUCAUCCUUCGCCACAUGAACGUCGACAUGCUCAUCAACAUCUUCAUCAACAAGUACAUGAAGCACGAGACACCCAGGACGACAUCAUCGAAGAAAAGCGUGGCCUGGGAGACUGGGUGACGGCGACUAUCAACGGCGAUGUCGUGUCCUGGAAGAACGAAUACGCGGGCGGAGCAGCACCAGCUGCUGCCACACCUGCUCCUGUACCUGCCAGUGGUAGUGUUCCACCUGCGUCGCCUGCAGGAAGCUACAGCGCCCCUGCCCCUGCCGCAAGUGUCAACACGGGAUCAGGAACUUGGGGACGACAAGCUUACUACAAUGCUGAGCAAGGUGUGGCAGAUGGUCUCGUGUUUCUCAACAACAUGGGCGGCCAGGGCUCCGGCGUUUUUGAUAUGACGUGGGGAAACUCACUUGCAUAUGCUGGCGCCAAUGCCAAGUCGGGAUCCGCCUCUCCAGUGACUCUGGCUGAUACUCUCAUCGAUGACAACAACGAGGUUAUUAUCUUCACGGACAAACCAUGCAAUGGUGAUUGCGGCGCUGUUAGAGAUGGCACUGUCGCUUAUCAUGGCUUCAGUGGCGCAUCAAAGCUUUUCCUGAUGGAAUUCUCUAUGCCACUGUCUGGAAAGACUGGCUUCAACGCAGACAUGCCCGCGGCAUGGAUUCUCAACGCCGAGGUUCCCCGAACAAUGCAGUACGGCGACUGCUCAUGCUGGCAAUCCGGAUGUGGUGAAAUGGAUGUUUUCGAAGUCUUGAACUCUGGCAACACCAAAGCCAUUUCCGCCUGGCACGGUUUGAAUUCCAAGGGCGAUUCCAACUGGUUCCAACGUCCUAUUGAUAAGACGAUGAAGGCAGUUGUUGUCCUCGAUGGAAGUUCUGGGACAGUGCAUAUCGUGGUUCUACCCGACAGCACAAACUUCGACACCAGCUUGACCGACUCAGCUGUGACGGGCUUCAUCAAUUCCGUGACGGACCCGAAGCUCAACAUCAAGGUUGCUCUGCCAUAA
This is a messenger RNA of Exophiala bonariae, 1314 nucleotides long. RefSeq lists its product as uncharacterized. Gene Ontology annotation, cellular component: fungal-type cell wall. Bases 1 to 1314 code for a protein of 437 amino acids. The transcript has 4 exons. The record is from RefSeq and is a predicted model, not a curated record. NCBI's taxonomy places the organism in Eukaryota, Fungi, Ascomycota, Eurotiomycetes, Chaetothyriales, Herpotrichiellaceae.